UCUGUUUUCUUGAUAGGAGCUAGAAGAUGGAUUCCAACAGGCGGCAAAGUGGAAUUCAGCAAUUGUCGGCUGCAGAGCAGGAAGCACAACGCAUUGUCAAUGAGGCUAGAAACGGUCUGAAAGUGAAAUCACUUGGUCCUUGGAUGUUUCUGCUUCUGUUUCUUGUCGUUCCGAACUUGGCUCAGUCCCAGAUACUCUUCCAGGGCUUCAACUGGGAGUCGUGGAGGCAGCAAGGCGGCUGGUAUAACUUCUUGAAAGACAAAGGCUCUGAUAUAGCCAACGCUGGAGUCACCCGCGUCUGGCUGCCUCCGCCCUCGCACUCUGUCGACGUUCAAGGUUACAUGCCGGGGCGGCUCUAUGACUUGGGUGCUUCCAAGUAUGGGAAUCAGGAUGAGUUGAAGGCGCUGAUCGGCGCUUUCCACGACAAGGGAGUCAAAUGCGUGGCCGACAUCGUCAUCAACCAUCGUUGUGCAGACAAGCAAGACGGGAGAGGCAUAUGGUGCAUCUUUGAAGGCGGAACCGAUGAUGCCCGCCUCGACUGGGGUCCACACAUGAUCUGUAGGGACGACAGACAGUACCCCGACGGCACCGGCAACCUCGACACCGGCGAGGGCUUCGCGGCGGCUCCCGACAUCGACCACCUCAACACGUAGGUCCAACGUGAGCUCACGGACUGGCUGAACUGGCUCAAGAUUGACAUCGGCUUCGACGGGUGGAGGCUCGACUUUGCCAAGGGUUACUCCUCGAGCAUCGCCAAGAUCUACGUCGAACAAACGCAGCCAAACUUCGUGGUGGCUGAGAUCUGGAGUUCAUUAGCUUACGGAAACGAUGGGAAGCCAGCAUACGAUCAGAACGGUAACCGCCAAGGGCUAGUUAAUUGGGUUCAGCAGGUCGGAGGCCCAGCGACGGCCUUCGAUUUCACCACAAAGGGAAUACUACAAGUUGCCGUGGAAGGUGAACUGUGGAGGAUGCGUGAUCCCCAGGGGAAGGCGCCCGGCAUGAUGGGGUGGUGGCCAGAGAAGGCUGUCACCUUCGUCGACAACCACGAUACCGGUUCGACGCAAAGGUUGUGGCCUUUUCCUUCUGAUAAGGUCAUGCAAGGCUACGCUUAUAUACUCACGCAUCCGGGAGUCCCUUCCAUCUUCUACGACCACAUGUUCGACUGGGGAUUGAAGGAGAAGAUAACUCGGUUGGCUGAAACCAGAACACGAAAUGGAAUUCAUUCGGGUAGCGCUCUCAACAUUCUGGCCUCUGAUGCUGACCUCUACAUGGCAAUGAUCGAUGGGAAGAUAUUGACAAAGCUAGGCUCGAGAUACGACGUGGGGAAUCUCGUUCCUUCCAACUUCCAUGUCGUUGCCUCUGGUAAUGACUACUGCGUGUGGGAAAAGAGAUGAAGACGAUGAUGAUGAAUUAUGGAAGAGGCUUUUCGCUUCUCUUUCGUUAACGUUUCUCAUCUGUGUUGUAAGAAAAAAAUAUCGUUUCUCAUCUUUGUAAAUCUAUUUUAGUGUAAAAUCUUGGGUGCUGUUGUUAGCUUUAAAUAAAAGAUGGUUUCAUUGUGAUAUUAAAUGGAAUCAUGUUUACCUGCAA
Molecule: messenger RNA, 1587 nt
Organism: Musa acuminata AAA Group (dessert banana)
Lineage: Eukaryota; Viridiplantae; Streptophyta; Magnoliopsida; Zingiberales; Musaceae
Product: alpha-amylase type B isozyme
Exons: 5
Biological process (GO): carbohydrate metabolic process
Molecular function (GO): alpha-amylase activity; calcium ion binding
Source: RefSeq, a predicted model, not a curated record